AAACCUGGGAUGAUUAUUGUGUGUGGUGCGCUGGAUGUCUGUGCAUCAGUCCACUUUUGUCGGUAAACUAUUAGCUUUGUUUAUUGACAAGCUGUAGGUCUUUUAGUUUGGCUUUAAUAUAGGUCGGGCACUUUUUUCCUAACGAAAAUCUGUUUCCGAGGAGGUAUUUUUUCACAGCAUGUACCCGGUGGUAGGCUACAAGGUUACUCAGCGUUUGAGGGUGCGUUAGCGUAGGUUAUUCAAAUCUUGAUGAACUUGUGAUAUCAGUCAUCAAGUAUAGCGCAUUUUGUUGUAUGUAGGGAAUAGAUAACGUUUACAAUGUUGCAACAGGACGAUGAAAUUCAGUUCCAGUGCAGCGUGACUAUUGAGCGUCUAAACUCAUCUGGUCUCGCCUCAACCAGCCAAUUUCUACGACGGACGACAGUGACUUUGGAAAGAAAUGAAUUUCAGGAAAUGGUUCUGCGAAUACACGACAAAACUCCACGAAAUUUCGUACUUCAUGACAUCAAACGGUUUACCCGUUUUAUGAAGGACGGGAAAUGCACUAUUAGGAUUUUGCCUGAUAUUCAGGUUUUGAUAUCGGACUGUCCUCCAGAUCGUCUAGUUGUUUUUCUAAGGACUCUGAGCAUCAAACAUUUGGCAUGGAAGGCAAGUAAACCUUUGACUGACCGAGAGAAACUCCUCGCUGGACUCUCUCGGACUUUUGUUGCUAUUAGUCCUUUACAGCAGAAGGAUGUACAAAAAGCCCAAAGUGCCAAAAAUAAAGCUGGUGGCCCUCUUGCCAGUCUUUCAAGUAAUGUGAUGAACCAACGCAACCAACAAGUGAAGAGGCCCAGGCCAGAACAGGAUGGCAUGACAUCAAGUCAACCUAGCAAGAAGCCAACGUUUGCUUUGAGCUCUGGGAGGAAGCUGAGCAGUGAGCAGUCUGCUGUCCUAAGUGCUGUACUCAGUGGCAAGAAUGUCUUCUUCACCGGAAGUGCAGGUACAGGAAAGUCUUUUCUGUUGAAGAGGAUUGUUGGCUCUCUCCCACCCAAAGGCACUUAUGCCACUGCCAGCACAGGGGUAGCCGCGUGCCAUAUCGGGGGCACGACAUUGCACAGCUUCGCAGGCAUCGGGUCGGGGACGGGGACUCUGGAGCAGUGUAUUGAGCUGGCCCAGAGGCCGGGGGUGCUCCAGAACUGGAUCAGCUGUAAGCACCUCAUCAUCGACGAGGUCUCCAUGGUGGACGCACAGUUCUUUGAUAAGCUGGAGGCCAUCGCCAGGUCCAUUAGACGUUCCACACAGCCAUUCGGAGGUAUUCAGCUGAUCGUGUGUGGUGACUUCUUGCAGCUGCCUCCUGUGUGUAAAGGGAAAGAGAAGCCUACCUUUUGCUUUCAGGCGAGGAGCUGGAGGAAGUGCAUGCAUGUGAAUAUGGAACUGAUGGAGGUGCGGAGACAGACGGACAACGCCUUCAUCUCACUGCUACAGGCCGUACGACUGGGCAGAGUCACGUCUGACAUCACGGCCAAGCUGAUCCUGACCGCCAGCCACAGCAUAGAGAAAGAUGGCAUCUUGGCCACCCGGCUCUGCACACACAAGGACGAUGUGGAGCUCACCAAUGUCAACAAGUUGCAGCAGCUCCCAGGUGCUGUUCGCCAGUAUGAUGCUGUGGAUAGCAACCCAACACUGCUCAAGAUGCUGGACAAUCAAAAUCAGAUCGGGACUACGCUGCAAUUAAAAGUCGGAGCACAGGUCAUGCUGACAAAGAAUCUAGAUGUCCAACGAGGCCUUGUCAAUGGAGCCAGAGGGGUUGUGUUGGACUUUACAUCAGGCAAUCAUGGUCUUCCUCGGGUGCGCUUCCUCUGUGGGGUGACAGAGGUGAUCAAAAGGGAGCGCUGGGUUUUCAAGGCCAAUGGAGGGCAGUACGUAACCAGGCAACAGCUUCCCCUUAAACUGGCAUGGGCCAUCUCCAUUCACAAGAGCCAGGGCAUGACUCUGGACUGUGUGGAGAUCUCCCUGGCGCGCGUGUUUGAGAGCGGCCAGGCGUACGUGGCGCUGUCUCGGGCUCGGAGUCUGGAGGGGCUGCGGGUGCUGGACUUCGACCCCCAUGUGGUGAAGGCCAACCAGGACGUCCUGAACUUCUACAAGAUGAUGAGGAAGGAGAGGAUGCUCUCACAGUCAUCCCUGGAUGAUUUCAUGAGCAAGAAGAAACGCAAAGUGAUUCUCUAACUGUGAAAAGACUUUCUGCUGCUGGCUGGCAAAUCAUCGUAUCCCUGUAACUUUUUUUAUUUUUUACUUAUUUAUUUUUCGAGAUGGACAUCUGCAACUGUAGCUCCACCUGCAUGUUUUUAUAAUAAACAUUUUAAAAAUG
Engraulis encrasicolus (European anchovy) is the source of this 2350-nucleotide messenger RNA. RefSeq names its product PIF1 5'-to-3' DNA helicase homolog (S. cerevisiae) (gene pif1). Lineage: Eukaryota; Metazoa; Chordata; Actinopteri; Clupeiformes; Engraulidae. The transcript is spliced from 12 exons. Bases 319 to 2208 code for a protein of 629 amino acids. Gene Ontology annotation, biological process: telomere maintenance; DNA repair. The record is from RefSeq and is a predicted model, not a curated record. Gene Ontology annotation, molecular function: ATP hydrolysis activity; DNA helicase activity.